CUAUCAAAAAGCCUUCUGAACCUCACAAAAUGAAAACCAGAAAACGUCACGAAUUUCUUAGGUGUACUAACGCUCUCUCCCAUACGCCAGAAAAUGGUCGAUUCCCACGCCGCCUCACGCACGAUGUCGUCCUCGGCUAGCGGGUAUCCUAUAGACACCGUUCUACGGGAGCUCGCCAAGUACCAUCGAACCGUCACUCGCGAGAAUGCAGAGGCAGCAGUCGAACAAGCAGAGAUGGAGGCGAAAAUCUCCUACCUCGAGACGCAGAUGCUAGUACACGAAAAGAUGAACCGGGAUCUGAUGAACCGAUGCAAGAUGCUGGAGAACGAGCUCCGGAAGGAACGGUGCAAAAACGCCGAUGCGAACAAAGCAGAAGCUUUGGCUGCGAACUUAGCAGUUUCGAGUGCUGGUGGUGGCAUAGGGGUAGAAGUAGAUCAUGAGGAAAAAGGAGGUGGACGAGGUGGAGGAGACGGAUCUUCCGCAAAUUCGUCUUCUUCAAAUUCGUCCUCGUCUCAACAACAAGAUCUCUCGAAACUUCAAGACAUCAUCAUGCGUUUACCGCAGACCAGAGCUGUGAGCGCCAAAAGCAUCUUGAAAAAGUACCUGCGUGCAGCGAUCUUCAGCGACGUGGAUGAGCAAGACCAGGAUGUCACGAUGAUCAAAAGCACCUCUUCAGGUUCGAAUGGAGGUGCAGAAGCAGGUCAACAAGGUCAACUCAAAUCUGCCAACUCCGCAAGUUGGAAGGACUAUGCAGGUCUGCGCGUGCCCUCUACUGUGACUGGUCUAGUCUAUGACAACACAAGGGCUAUUCUUUUGGCGGCAUUACUGAAUGGCGAGGUUCGGGCGUUCGAUAUGCAUGGGUUUGACCGGUCAGAGGAAGCGGAUGUGGCGCCGUUUUUGGUGUACAGACAGCCCUGUGCGAAAGAGUCGGGUGCUAUUGAGAGUGAGGAAAUUUCAGAUGAAAACAACGAAGGCGACAAAAAAUCAAGAGAAACAACUUCCCCAUCAUCUUCCUCUUCUCCCAGCAAGAAGAACGAGAAGAUCACGAGUAUCGUUGCAGACUUCGAGAGGGGAGUGUUCUGUAGUGGCUCAGCAGACGGUAGAGUCUGUAUUUGGGAUGCUCCAGCCGGGUCGCCAGGAAGUGCAGCUUUUAUGAAUUUAUAUUCUUCAAGAGAACUCCGUAGAAAGUUUUUACUGGAGAAGUACUUCACAACUUGAUCCUUGAUUAUUUUUACUCUUUCGUUCCUUCUACAACUACCUUGAACCACGCAUUAAUAAUCGCUUGUGCCUUAAUAUCACUUUACGACAUGCUCUUCACCUUCAUGCUGCCACUUGAUCAGGGACAAACUUGGACUAAAAAACUGUUAUAACUUCGUCUUCUAAUGACGCAUCCGCCAUCGCCAAACUCGUUGACGGCACCACCGAUAAGCGAUUGCGCACCGUUUUCGAGCUUAGUUCAGGCGUCGUCUAUAUGGCGUUGAAUAGUCCAGCUACAGGGUCUGGGCCAUCUUCUGCGUCGUCUUCUGCUUCUACGAUGACAUCGUACAUUAAGGGUACAAGAAAUCCAUCUUCAGCACUGUCAUCUUGGUCCCGUUUUUAAAGGGAAAAGGAGGCCCAAGAUGCUGCUCAAAUGGGAGACUUCCAGUAGAAGUUCUAAGCACACUUCUGGGCCAGGAGCUUCAGGGAGAAACGCAGGUGCCACAGGAGGUGCCUCGAAGGAUGGCAUUCCCGAACGUCCCCUGACAAAGCUGGUUCUGGCGGUCGCGUCUGAGGACAACACAGUUUGCCUCUAUGACUUGGAGCAUGAAGUCCGACUCUCGGUAUUGACGUUCUCGGGACCGAAGAAAGCCCAACCUCCGGGAGCUAUUCAGCGGUCAGUAGCGUGUGUGGAGUUUGUGAGGGAUCAUGAUAUUGCAGUUGGGUUUUCCUUCGGGGGAUCCGAGCAGACAGAAACGACGACAAGACAGAAAUCAAGGCCUGCUUUAGCAUCAGGAGGGAUCUUCAAUGUGCAUACGGGAAAGCAGUUGACCGAGUUCCAAGUUGGAGGCACAGAACAAGGUAAGGAAAAUUUUCAUUUAUUUGUUGAUAAAAAGUUUAUUUUAGAAUUUGUAGUACAGCUAGUAGGACUACAACAACGAACAAGGCUUCCACUUCACGACCAUGAUCACAUCCAAAAUCGCUCCAGGUGAUGAACCCCCGUCAUCAAGUCAGAAGAGUCAAGGCGUGCUGUGCAUGCGUUCUAUAGUAGGAAUGAACGUGGUGGUAACCGGACACGCUGACGGAUUCAGGCUCUUCGAUGUAUCAUCCGGAGAAUUGCUGUGUGCAGUGAACACGACUGUAGAGUUACGUUGAGGAGAGAUGCAGUCUGCGUAGAGAAUUUCCCAUUUACUCGUUUCUGUUUUUCCUGUCUAUCUGCGUGAGCAUCAAGGGCAAUGCUCCAUCUUCGUUCCUGGUAUAAUCAGCAUUCUUACUUCAUCUCCACUAUGAUCUUCCUCAAAUCGAUCUUAAUAAGAUCCCCCAUCACGACCUGUGACGCCGUGCGGCAGUCUCCUGCUUUGAAUUCUGCGCGAGAUAAUUGUCAGUCUGCAUUGAAGUCUGCAUUGAAUUCUGCACAAUUGUCUUGCCGAUGACUGUGUAUAGUCAUUUGAGACGCAAUGAAUGAGUGAUUGCAUUGAACCUCUAACACCCGGCGGCGGAGGACCCGUCCAUGGCCUCGCUUACGAUCCUGUCGAACAACAACUCCUUGCCGCUACAGGGGAUGGAGCGGUCCGAAGUUGGGAUCUGAAGAAGAAGAAGGUGGCCCAACGUUGUCCCUGCUUCCCCGAGAACGGCUUGAAUUGCAUUUUGCUGGGAGUAGAGGAUGUGUUGUUUGUGGGAGGGGGAUUGCCUACUGGUGGUGUUGAAACAACUGCUGCAACCAGUUUGGGGUCAUCAGGAGAGGCCAACAUACGGAUUUUAACGAGGUACUUUCGCUUUCCAUUCAUUGCUGAUUUUUGUGUGCUUGUUGACAAACGAACAAGACGAACUAAGUACUUAUUAUUUUUGUGUUUUUGUUGACUUACGAACAAGACGAACUAGUAUUAUUUUUGUGCUUGAUGUUGACAACUCCUGAGCAAUAAAGUCCCUAGGUGGUAUCUAUUUACAAAGCACCAUCUUCUCACAACAGGUAACUAAAGGGAGCAAAUACGCACAGCCGCAAGGCCGACUCGCCUUGUGCGGUUGUUUGCCGGGAAACAGCUCGAUCCAAAGAGCGCGUCUCCAAAAUUCUGAAAAUUGUUGAAAUUUUGGUCUCUUUUACAUACUAACAAUUACCUGGGAAUUUUCGAACUCCUGUUAAAAUUUCUGACGGUGUCAUCUAGUACAAUUAUUCGUAUACUGGCGCCAUUAUCAAGAAAAG
Molecule: messenger RNA, 3397 nt
Organism: Amoebophrya sp. A25
Lineage: Eukaryota; Dinophyceae; Syndiniales; Amoebophryaceae
Source: the annotation of a GenBank genome assembly